Lactuca saligna is the source of this 789-nucleotide messenger RNA. NCBI's taxonomy places the organism in Eukaryota, Viridiplantae, Streptophyta, Magnoliopsida, Asterales, Asteraceae. The record is from the annotation of a GenBank genome assembly.
AUGGUGCAGAAUUUGAGCCAGCAAAGUGAUGUUGCAGAUCUGUUGGGAGGUUUUAAACCUAUGAAUGCACAGUUUCUAUGCCUUCCCCUUUAUCAGGAGUUUGAAAGUCUCUUUAGAAGUACCUUCUCCUUAAAGGACAAUGAGAAUUUUCUUGCGAUAUUAAGAAAAUCAGUCAGUGACAAGAAUUGGAACGUGUUAUCUAGUGGUUUACAAAAGGGUGUUCGUACAGUGGUCAAAAUUGGAACGCAGAAUCCUGAGGGAGUUUUUAUCACAGCUUUUAAAAAUGGUUUCUAUUGUACUAGUAAGCGAAUAUUUUAUCACAAGUUAGAGAUGCUUAAAAACUUUCAGAACUUGGAGUUUUGUAGUCAAUUCUACCGGUCUUAUUUUGUGAUGAUUGUGCAAGAAAUAUUUAUUGUGCCGACCAACACUUCCCAUAAACUGGGAUUUAGGCUGCAUGUGUUGGGCUGCAGCACUUAUUCUGCCUGCUCUAAUAAGGCUAGUGCACUGAUAACAAAUAUUUGUCAAAACCUGAUUACUACUACAAAAUCAGUUCGAAACAACGAUUACACAGUGGUGUUACGUGGUGAUUCGACAUUAAGAGGUCAUUUUCCAGGGGAACCAGAUGCAGUUGUUUCAGUACUUGGUGAAAUGGAUGCUUGGAUCAUUUGCCCUUUUUUCUUACAAGGAGGUCAUUUCACUAUUGAAGAUGUACAUUUGCCGAUUCUGAUCAGUACUAUACUUCAAAACCCCUUUUGUUUGACCACAAAAUAUAAAUCAAUAUUGGGUUGA